Messenger RNA from Thalassophryne amazonica, 5927 nucleotides. Its product is annotated as adhesive plaque matrix protein-like. The transcript has a single exon. The record is from RefSeq and is a predicted model, not a curated record. NCBI's taxonomy places the organism in Eukaryota, Metazoa, Chordata, Actinopteri, Batrachoidiformes, Batrachoididae. Bases 2705 to 5890 code for a protein of 1061 amino acids.
AUGAUGGCCGACUCAUACAGGCAUGUUACACGGAUAUUGUGGAUAUUUGGCGAUUAUGGGCCAAUUUUGUGCGCAGUCCAUACGCAAAUCCUCCUAAAGGCCAGUGGGACAGGACCCUAAAGUUGUGUCUCACUUGCACUCUGACAACACUUCCCCCCACUGUUUCCACUGGUAGUGUUUCACAAAGUGGACACAAAUACUGAAAAAACAAACACAAAGCAGGGACAGAAGGCUCCGCCCCCAUGCGUAUGUAACGAUGGGCACAAAUGAGCCUUGAAUGGUUCAGUCAGUUAUUAUGACACAUAAAGAGUGUGACGCAGUGCUGUAAACGCUGUCCACACAAACUUUGUGAGUGAGCAAGUGAGGGAAGCCACCAAGACACCAAUGACAACGCUGACAGAGUUCCAGGAUUCAGUGCUUCUCCAGUCACAACUUAAUGGUGAAGUGGAAGAACUCUGUUAACCAGAAGACAAACCUGCCACACACGAGCCAAUGUUUAAAAAGAAGAUACACAAGCAUAAAGUUCCUCAGAAGACAUCUUCAUCGACUUUCAUGUUCGUGCAGCUAUGACUGCUGAAGCAACAAAUGUGCACUUUCUCCAGCCACGGAGGCCCAUAACUCAUUCAGAGCUGCUAGCUGCCUUGGUGGCUUCCCUCACUUGUCUGUUUUUGAGGAUGACCUGUUGUGGAACGUGUGGAAAUGUGUCUCAAACCUGUCUCUAAAGGUGAAGAUGUAGCCUUGCUAGAGUAAAGGGAGCAUGUCCAGAUGGCAUCCAUUCUUUUUCUUUGAGUGUUUUGUUUUUGUUUUAUUUUUUUACACUUGCUCGAUGCAAAACAAUGAUUUUCUUACAAUAUGACUUUAAAAUAAAACCUCAGAAAAGCCUGAGGAUGUGUGGACUGUUUUUUAAAGUUGAGUUUGGAGCUACAAACUGAUUGACGUGAUUAAUUGUGGUAUAAACAUUAGCACGUUGUUUCAUGACGACAUGGCGGGAUAACGGAGACGACAGUGUGACGCGUGAACGUUUAAUCUGAAAUCACAUUCUAUAAAACAUGGCAUGUUAGAAUCAAUAAUCAAUCAUGAAGGUUUUAAACCAUCCUAAGAAGAAACCGUGAAGUAAAUAACAACAUGCAAAUUAUUCUUAAAUUAGUCAGAGUGCCUCAAUGACAGCCUUAAAAUUAGAUGGUGACAAUAAUCCUACAAUUAGAGAAAAGUACAAAAUCAACGUGGCGGUAGAAAAAACAAACACAUCAGCUGAUCUUCUCGAUCACUUUAGUGUUUCGUCUUGGAAGCACAGAGGAGCAAAACUACGCCAGAACUGCUGGAAGAAUUUCGGAGUCUGGAAGAAAAAAAAGCAGCUUGAACAUCUAAAUGAAAAUCCUCAAGUAGAAAAACGCAUCUUUGUCACGACUGAGAGAGAUCGUAUCAAAACAACAGGUCAAAUAUUGCACCGUCAGAAUACAACAGCAUCAUCGUAUCAAGGAAAUAACAGCAAAUCACCAUGGUAACACACACACACACACACACACACACACACACACACCAUUGAUGGACAGGCCUCAGAUGUGUGUCCUGUACAGUGCAUCACACGCAGAAGAAUACCCUGUAACGCAAGGAGCAAGAAAAAGAAACGAAGCUGCACUUUAAUUUUACUUUAACUUCAGAUAAACUGCAGAUCAACUGCCAACAUAGAAAAACAACAUAAAUAGAAUUAAAAUCUACAAAAUACUGUUAACUUGGUAAAAGCUUAAAGAGUCGAAGUGAGCCAUUAAUUCUCUCAUGAUAUGAAGAUCUUCAUUUGCAUAAAGUUACACUUUAAAAACAGAGAGAGAGAGAGAGAGAGAGGACGGAGGGAGAGACCCCUGAAAUGAGAAUUUGAUCCUGAAAUACAUUUUGUUUGAACUGAUUGCACCCAUUUUGAUGUUGAAAGCAGAAGUCAAAGGUUACAUAAGGCAGCGUACUCUGCCACAUUUAGUUUAACUCAGGAUUAUGUUGACGUGUGGACCACUGUAACACCCAAACUAUACCCACUGCCCAAACUACACCUACUGUCCAAACUAUACCCAUUCCCCAAACUAUACUCAAUGUCCAAACUAUACCCCCAGCCCAAAGUAUACCCACUGCCAAAACAAUACCCGCUCCCAAACUAUGCCCACUGCCCAAACUAUACUCACUGUCCAAACUAUACCCACUGCCCAAACUAUACCCAUUCCCCAAACUAUACUCAAUGUCCAAACUAUACCCCCAGCACAAAGUAUACCCACUGCCAAAACAAUACCCGCUCCCCAAACUAUACUCACUGUCCUAACUAUACCCGCUCCCCAAACUAUACUCACUGUCCAAACUAUACCCGCUGCCCAAACUACACCCACUGCUCAAACUAUACUCACUGUCCAAACUACACCCGCUCCCCAAACUAUAGUCACUGUCAAAACUAUACCCACUCCCCAAACUAUACCCACUACUCAAACUAUAACCGCUCCCCAAACUAUACCCACUGCCCAAACUAUACCCGCUCCCCACACUAUACUCACUGCCAAAACUACACCCACUCGCCAAACUAUACCCACUGCAAAAAACCUUACCCGCUCCCCAAACUAUACCCACUGCCCAAACUAUACCCGCUCCCCAAACUAUACCACCUGCCCAAACUAUACCUGCUCCCCAAACUAUACUCACUGUCCAAACUAUACCCCCAGCCAAAACUAUGCCCACUGCCCAAACUAUACUCACUGUCCAAACUAUACCCCCAGCCCUAACUAUGCCCACUGCCCAAACUAUACUCACUGUCCAAACUAUACCACCAGCCCAAACUAUACCCACUGCCCAAACUAUACCCACUCCCCAAACUAUACCCAUUCCCCAAACUAUACCCACUGACCAAACUAUACUCACUGUCCAAACUACACCCACUGCCCAAACUAUACCCGCUCCCCAAACUAUACCCACUGCCCAAACUAUACUCACUGUCCAAACUAUACCCCCAGCCCAAACUAUACCCACUCCCCAAACUACACCCACUGCCCAAACUACACCCACUGCUCAAACUAUACCCCCUGUCCAAAAUCUACCCGCUCUCCAAACUAUACCCGCUCCCCAAACUAUACCCACUGCCCAAAAUACACCCACUGCUCAAACUAUACCCGCUGUCCAAAAUCUAUCCGCUCUCCAAACUAUACCCGCUCCCCAAACUAUACUCAAUGUCCAAACUAUACCCCCAGCCCAAAGUAUACCCACUGCCAAAACAAUACCCGCUCCACAAACUAUGCCCACUGCCCAAACUAUACUCACUGUCAAAACUACACACACUCCCCAAACUAUACCCACUGCAAAAAACCUUACCGGCUCCCCAAACUAUAGCCACUGCCCAAACUAUACCCACUCCCCAAACUAUACCACCUGCCGAAACUAUACCUGCUCCCCAAACUAUACUCACUGUCCAAACUAUACCCCCAGCCAAAACUAUGCCCACUGCCCAAACUAUACUCACUGUCCAAACUAUACCCGCUCCCCAAACUAUCCCCAUUCCCCAAACUAUACCCACUGCCCAAACUAUACUCACUGUCCAAACUAUACCCACUGCCCAAACUAUACCCGCUCCCCAAACUAUACCCACUGCCCAAACUAUACCCACUCCCCAAACUACACCCACUGCCCAAACUACACCCACUGCUCAAACUAUACCCGCUGUCCAAAAUCUACCCGCUCUCCAAACUAUACCCGCUCCCAAAACUAUACCCACUGCCCAAACUACACCCACUGUCCAAACUAUACCCGCUCCCCAAACUAUACUCAAUGUCCAAACUAUACCCCCAGCCCAAAGUAUACCCACUGCCAAAACAAUACCCGCUCCACAAACUACGCCCACUGCCCAAACUAUAAUCACUGUCAAAACUACACACACUCCCCAAACUAUACCCACUGCCCAAACUACACCCACUCGCCAAACUAUACCCACUGCAAAAAACCUUACCCGCUCCCCAAACUAUACCCACUGCCCAAACUAUACCCGCUCCCCAAACUAUACCACCUGCCCAAACUAUACCUGCUCCCCAAACUAUACUCACUGUCCAAACUAUACCCCCAGCCAAAACUAUGCCCACUGCCCAAACUAUACUCACUGUCCAAACUAUACCCCCAGCCCAAACUAUGCCCACUGCCCAAACUAUACUCACUGUCCAAACUAUACCACCAGCCCAAACUAUACCCACUGUCCAAACUAUACCCGCUCCCCAAACUAUACCCAUUCCCCAAACUAUACCACCUGCCCAAACUAUACCUGCUCCCCAAACUAUACUCACUGUCCAAACUAUACCCCCAGCCAAAACUAUGCCCACUGCCCAAACUAUACUCACUGUCCAAACUAUACCCCCAGCCCAAACUAUGCCCACUGCCCAAACUAUACUCACUGUCCAAACUAUACCACCAGCCCAAACUAUACCCACUGCCCAAACUAUACCUGCUCCCCAAACUAUACCCACUGCCCAAACUAUACCCGCUCCCCAAACUAUACUCACUGUCCAAACUAUACCCACUGCCCAAACUAUACCUGCUCCCCAAACUACACCCACUGCUCAAACUAUACCCGCUCUCCAAAAUCUACCCGCUCUCCAAACUAUACCCACUGCCCAAACUAUACCCGCUCCCCAAACUAUACCCACUGCCCAAACUAUACCCGCUCCCCAAACUAUACUCACUGUCCAAACUAUACCCACUGCCCAAACUAUACCUGCUCCCCAAACUACACCCACUGCUCAAACUAUACCCGCUCUCCAAAAUCUACCUGCUCUCCAAACUAUACCCACUGCCCAAACUACACCCACUGUCCAAACUAUACUCACUGUCCAAACUAUACCCCCAGCCCAAACUAUGCCCACUGCCCAAACUAUACUCACUGUCCAAACUAUACCACCAGCCCAAACUAUACCCACUGCCCAAACUAUGCCCACUGCCCAAACUAUACUCACUGUCCAAACUAUACCACCAGCCCAAACUAUACCCACUGCCCAAACUAUACCCGCUCCCCAAACUAUACUCACUGUCCAAACUACACCCACUCCCCAAACUAUCCGCACUGUCCAAACUAUACCAGCUGCCCAAACUAUACCCACUCUCCAAACUACACCCACUGCCCAAACUACACCCACUGCUCAAACUAUACUCACUGUCCAAACUAUACCCCCAGCCCAAACUAUGCCCACUGCCCAAACUAUACUCACUGUCCAAACUAUACCACCAGCCCAAACUACACCCACUGCCCAAACUAUGCCCACUGCCCAAACUAUACUCACUGUCCAAACUAUACCACCAGCCCAAACUUUACCCACUGCCCAAACUAUACCCGCUCCCCAAACUAUACUCACUCCCCAAACUAUACUCACUGUCCAAACUAUACCAGCUGCCCAAACUAUACCCACUCUCCAAACUACACCCACUGCUCAAACUAUACUCACUGUCCAAACUACACCCGCUCCCAAACUAUAGUUACUGUCCAAACUAUACCCACUCCCCAAACUAUACCCACUGCCCAAACUAUACCCGCUCCCCAAACUAUACUCACUGCCCAAACCAUACCCACUGCUCAAACUAUACUCACUGUCCAAACUACACACACUCCCCAAACUAUACCCACUGCCAAAACUACACCCACUCGCCAAACUAUACCCACUGCAAAAAAACUUACCCGCUCCCCAAACUAUACCCACUGCCCAAACUAUACCCGCUCCCCAAACUAUACCCACUGCCCAAGCUAUACCCACUCCCCAAACUAUACUCACUGUCCAAACUAUACCCCGCUCCCCAAACUAUACCCGCUCCCCAAGCUAUACUCACUGCCCAAACUAUACCCACUGCUCAAACUAUACUCACUGUCCAAACUACACACACUCCCUAAACUAUACCCACUGCCAAAACUACAUCCAAUUGCCAAA